AUGACCUUGGGGGUCAUCGACGAAGGCUCUGAUAAAGGACUCGACCUUUACCCCCGCGAAGCCACUUUAGGUCUGCAAUUGAUGCAGAGUCUCCCAGAAUUGCAACAGAAAAAGGCGCAGAAGACGGCCCAAAUUCAUGAACCUGACACCCCUGGCUGGAACGUAGUUGAUCAACGGCACCUUGGAGGCACCGGAAAGGACAAUGCCAUAAUACCAAAUGAAGGUCUGGUAGCCAGUGAGCUGACGCCCGAGCACCAGGAGUUACUUAUUGCUCUUGUUGCCACCUUCCACGAACUGUUGCCGCCCGCCCCGCUUGAUCACUAUCUUCAGCUUGUCCGUAAGCAUCUCUCCGAGACUUAUUUCACUUGGACCGGCGCAUUUGGUGACCACGACCCAUUUUAUCUCCGCAUCCAGAGCCCUGUGGUUCUGGUGGAGCUGGACCACCACACAGGUGUCUAUCUCACCAACCAGACUCCAGGAAAAUACCAUCUUCAUACUAUAGUGAGGCAGCCAAAUGGAGGUGAUUAUGGGCAGGAGCUCAUACGAAAGUGGAAACAAUCACACCCUCGGAUCCCGGCCCCUCAGCGCAUGGAGUAUGUGCGCCGUUUUGAUGAAAACGCCACAUUUGACACUGGUUUUCCCAAGUAUCGGGCUCAAAUCCUCUCCUUCCUUGAGAGUGCUGUUAUCUUGGCCAGCCAUAUAGGUGAGGGUGGCUGCGGCCCCGGUUGGCACUACCACCAUUCAGAUCAGAUGUAUUAUCUUGUCCGUGGCACGAUGAAAGUUCGCCUACAUGAUCGUGAACAUUUUGUUCCCACGCAUAGUCUCGUCUUCAUUCCAGCUGGUCUCCCACACUACAACUGGAAUGAAGGACCAGGUGGCGAGACGCACCUUGAGAUGAUCAUUCCCGCGCCGCAUCGAAUGGAGCAGAUCGCUUAUAUGAUUGACAAGCCCGAGGAUGUGCCUGUGGAGUGGCAGACAAGCAAGAAGGCCUAUGUGAGAACUGUCAGCAGGGAAAAGUUGUCGGAGCUGCUUCCCGGAUUCAAGAUCCUGCCUAUGGCCGAUCCGUCCACUGGGUCGUCCAAUGCUAUGAUCAUGUAUGCUGAAGUGGCCCCCAAUGCGGGUGGCCCUCGUACUCAUAUUCACGAGUUUGAUCAGUACUAUUUCGUCCUCGAGGGCGAGCUUACAAUUGAGGUUGCCUUGCAGAAGCAUAUUCUCACACGAGAUAUGUUCGUCGUGCUGCCAGCCGGUGUCCCUCACCGUCAGUACAACCGCAGCAACGUCACCGAGAAGCACGUCGUCAUCAAUACUCCACCACCUGAGGCAGGCCGGUAUUGGGACUAUGGUUUGACUGUGGCAACCACGGGGGAAAAUCACUACGGAAACCUGAAUGCCGCAAGAGAAGUCGACGACGACGCGUUCUUGGCAGGAUAG
Molecule: messenger RNA, 1431 nt
Organism: Exophiala bonariae
Lineage: Eukaryota; Fungi; Ascomycota; Eurotiomycetes; Chaetothyriales; Herpotrichiellaceae
Exons: 3
Coding region: 1-1431 (476 amino acids)
Source: RefSeq, a predicted model, not a curated record